This is a messenger RNA of Tarenaya hassleriana, 1231 nucleotides long. RefSeq names its product thioredoxin-related transmembrane protein 2. NCBI's taxonomy places the organism in Eukaryota, Viridiplantae, Streptophyta, Magnoliopsida, Brassicales, Cleomaceae. The coding region runs from base 154 to 915 and encodes 253 amino acids. The transcript is spliced from 9 exons. The record is from RefSeq and is a predicted model, not a curated record.
UAUAUAUAUAUAGAUAGAUUAUAUAAAAAAAUCCAAUAAAUAAUAUAAUUAAAAAAAUUCGUCUUGUUCUUCGGAAGUGCAGAUUUACGAACUGAGGAAGAACUUGUGAGACCUGGGAGAUCUGAGGACGAAGAAUCAUCAUAAAAAUUGAUAAUGGUGCAGAAGCGUGAAGGACGAAUAAAAUGGCUGAAUCGGAUGGUGUCGGAGCCGUACUAUUUUCUCCAUUUCAUCGCCUUUUUCUCUUACCUACCGAUUCGUAGCUCCGCCUCUCCUUACGUCUCCGAUCGACUUCUGGAUCGAGAAAUCCAAGCAUUUCUAGCGCUUAUGAUGCUUUCUGCUGUUAAGAUGGUGAGGGAAGAAACGUGGGAGGCAUUCAUCGCAGAUAUUCUGUUCUAUGCAAAGAUAUUUCUCAUCGCGGUUUCGUUGAUUACUGAUUAUCGCUUAGCUCUCUGGUAUUCUGUUGCAUUUUCAGUUAUAUAUCUCUUGGCUCUGCAACCCGCAUUCGAUAAACUAGGAACUGCCAAAAAGUUGACUCCUUUGCAGUUGGAGGAAUUGCUAUCAGAAGGGAACACAACGACAUGCUGGUUGAUAGAGUUCUAUGCAUCUACCUCAUCAGCGUUUGUUCGUUCAAGUCGCUGCUUUCCCGAGCUCUCCAUCACGUACUCGAAUGAUAUUUUGUCUUUCGGAAUUGUUGAUCUGGGACUUUUCCCUAACGUGGCUGCAAAAUUUGGAAUAUCUCUUGCCGGUGGGAUGAGUCAGCUGCCCACAUACAUAUUGUUCGAGAAGGGAACCGAGGUUUCCCGAUUUCCCGACUUUUAUGUCGAAGCUACCCCUUCGCUACCCAUAACCAAGAAACUUCUGUGUCAACAUUUUGAGCUCGAUCGGCUUCUUCUUGAUUACGUAAAGGGAUCAUAGUCUGGAAAAUAUCGGACAUGUACACAAACAAAACUGAAGUCAUUUUGGUUUUUGGACAUACCUUACUGAAGUCCGUGAACCAAGCGCAGGUCGGGUUUCGGUCAACAAGUAUGUUGGUGAUAGCAUACGUUGAGACUGGAAAUUCUGGUCAAAUUUAUGAGCCUUCUUUUCAUGCCCAUCAUUCAUUCCAAAGAGUUCACUUUUUAGUUAAAAGUUUUAACUUUUGCAUCGAUUUACAAGUUCCAUUUUUAUUUCCAUGUCUAUAUAAAUUGUUGUCAUAAGCAAAUACAUACAUAUAUAUGCAUGUGUAUAUUUA